Messenger RNA from Macadamia integrifolia, 1328 nucleotides. Its product is annotated as guanylate kinase 2, chloroplastic/mitochondrial. NCBI's taxonomy places the organism in Eukaryota, Viridiplantae, Streptophyta, Magnoliopsida, Proteales, Proteaceae. Gene Ontology annotation, cellular component: cytosol. Gene Ontology annotation, molecular function: GMP kinase activity. The record is from RefSeq and is a predicted model, not a curated record. Gene Ontology annotation, biological process: purine nucleotide metabolic process.
UUGACAUAUUGCGUUUCAGAGAGAGAGAGAGAGUGAGUCCCUUGAGAGAGGUCAGAGAUCAGAGGUUUAAUGGCAGCGAAGAAAUGGGAAGGUUGCUUGUAAGACUUCAAGGCUCAUUACCUACAUCGAUGGUCCUUCGACGAUUCUGCUUCACCUCGAUCGUCCGCUCAGACCUUCACCUUCUUCCAUUGCCCAGAGAAAUCUCUGGCCAUCUCUCGGUUCCUUCCAAAGCAAGGCUAUCCGAACGAAGUCUGUUGAGAUUUGGAUUCCAAAGGGAUAAUAACUUGAUGCUGAAUUGCUAAGAGGGCUUGAAGCAGCUUUAGGUUCACCCUUCAGUUCAGAACCAUUAUCACCAGCUCCAAAUCCUCGAAUUAUUGUUAUCAGUGGACCUAGUGGUGUUGGCAAAGACGCUGUCAUCAAGAAAUUACAAGAAGUUCGGGAGGGUAUUCAUUUUGUUGUCACAGCUACAAGCCGACCAAAACGACCAGGUGAGGUGGAUGGAAAGGAUUACUACUUUGUUUCAAAGGAGGAGUUCCUUUCAAUGAUCGAUAGGAAUGAACUCUUAGAGUAUGCUCUGGUGUAUGGAGAUUACAAAGGGAUCCCAAAGCAACAGAUCAGCGAUUUCAUGUCCAAGGGGUUUGACAUUGUUCUGAGGGUGGACAUACAGGGAGCUGCAACUCUCAGAUCUAUUCUUGGGAAAUCUGCUAUCUUCAUUUUCCUUGUUGCUGAAAGUGAAUCUUCCCUUGUGAAGCGGCUUAUUGAUCGUAAAACAGAGACCACUGAGGCACUUCUUGUGAGGGUUGCUACAGCUCGUGAGGAGGUGAAACAUCUCAAGGAAUUCGACUAUGUGGUUGUGAAUGCAGAAGGAAAGCUUGAGAAUGCAGUUAAGCUAGUUGAGUCUAUAAUUGAUGCAGAGAAGGCUAAAGUCCAGCAACGUACUGCUGCUAUCUAAUUUGUAUGGUGGUUAUCAGUGUCUAUAACAGGUCUGACCAUCUACGCCCUCUAAGGUACGGGAGAUGACUUAUCAUACUACUGAUUUGAGUGGUCGGUAGAGGGAAGUCUUGAUCUGUCGAAGUAUGACUGACAGUUGCAACUCUUACUGUUUGAUAAACCAGAACGAGUAAUUUGAAACAUUUUGCAUCUUCUUCAACACAUGAUUAUUGAUCAGUCAUUUUGAAGCCUGAUAACAUUCUUUAGAGAUUGCCCACCAAUUUUCAUCUGUUGUUAUGGGCCAGCAGUGUAGGCAUUUUCUUAGAAGAGGAUAUAUGAAGACUCCUUUAAUGGCUGUUCUGAUUUGAAGUUUUGAAAAUGAUCAUGUAAGGCCAGCA